GGCCAGCAAAGGCAUCGCUGUCCUCCGAGCGGUUGCGCGGCUCCCACGCUCUCCUGUUAGAACAAGACAUAGCAGCAGCAAACAUGGACAUUACCAUCCAGCACCCCUGGUUCAAACGCGCCCUGGGACCCCUGAUUCCAAGCCGUUUGUUCGACCAGUUUUUUGGAGAGGGUCUCCUGGAGUACGAUCUCCUGCCUUUGUUCUCCUCCACUAUCAGCCCCUACUACCGGCAGUCCCUCUUCCGCAGCGUGCUGGAGUCGGGCAUUUCAGAGGUGAGGUCUGACCGGGACAAGUUUACAAUCAUGCUGGAUGUAAAACACUUCUCGCCUGAAGAUCUGAGCGUGAAGAUUAUUGAUGACUUUGUGGAAAUCCAUGGCAAACACAGUGAAAGACAGGAUGACCACGGCUACAUCUCUCGUGAGUUCCACCGCCGGUACCGCCUGCCCGCUAACGUGGACCAAUCCGCCAUCACCUGUUCCCUGUCCAGCGACGGCAUGCUGACCUUCUCGGGCCCAAAGGUCCCCUCCAAUAUGGACCCCAGCCACAGCGAGAGGCCCAUCCCCGUGUCCCGGGAGGAAAAGCCCACCUCUGCACCUUCCUCCUAAACCCUCUGCGGUACGCAGGCUGCCACCGGCUGCAGGUCUCACUCCUAGAGCCAUUGCAUAGAUAUCAGUGAAUACCUAGAGGGGUUUGUUUUGUUUUUGUUUUUGUUUCUUUUCUUUUUUCUCCCCCAUAUGUUUCUUUUCUCCCGUUGUAUGGAAUGAGGUGCUGGGUGAACGGCUGGUGGACUUUGAGGCUUAAACCUGCAAUUCAUGCUGUCAGGAUGGCAUGGAUUUCACGUGCUGCCAUGCCAUUGCGGUUGCCGAAAGGGUCUUCCUCUGGUGCAGUAGUUCACAACCACCACCAGGCAGGAAGGAGUGCACGAGUAACACCAUCUCCUGGUGCACAAAUGCUUGUAGUGGGACUUGGAGUGGGGUAGAAGCCCCAGAGACUUUUUCUAUCCCACACAGUUAACUGGUUACUCCAAAAAACGCAACUUGGCCAAGCCAAGCCCCACACUGGGAUACUGCGUAUGUGUGAUAAAUGUACCACAGGUUCCUUGCAACCAUAGGACAGAUAAUAACGUGUUACGUUUGAGGGUCACAGCAUAUAUUUUUUCUCAGCAAAGUGUUUCAGUGUGUCUGUUCACACCACCAGCCUGUCACUUCCUUAGGGACAUCUGACACAAGGACAAGUGCGUCUUUCCAAUGUCUUAGCAGUGGGGAGAGAGGGGGCUCACCGCUCUGCAGAGGCUUCAGACCGCACCGAACUCUCCCCAGCCUGUGCAUAUCACACCCUUGCUCCUGCCCUCGCUGUAAUUCUAGUGUAGCUCCAUCUGACCCACUGGUAUCUGGCACUCAACCCGAGAACUCAGUCCCUGGCAGUCAAUAAAGAGAUAUA
Molecule: messenger RNA, 1440 nt
Organism: Gallus gallus (chicken)
Lineage: Eukaryota; Metazoa; Chordata; Aves; Galliformes; Phasianidae
Gene: CRYAA
Product: crystallin alpha A
Biological process (GO): protein refolding; lens development in camera-type eye; response to heat
Molecular function (GO): structural constituent of eye lens; protein folding chaperone
Source: RefSeq, marked provisional